Molecule: messenger RNA, 1640 nt
Organism: Triticum aestivum (bread wheat)
Lineage: Eukaryota; Viridiplantae; Streptophyta; Magnoliopsida; Poales; Poaceae
Exons: 2
Coding region: 317-1060 (247 amino acids)
Molecular function (GO): protein binding
Source: RefSeq, a predicted model, not a curated record
AGUAAUGAACUUCUUUCGAAGCCUAGACCUACAAACUCCAUUUGUUUUUCCAGCAUGGCGUGCAUAUGCACGUCAUCAUAUUGGUGCUCAAAUCGUGCAUAGGAAGGCACAGGUAUCCCUCAAAUACUGAUGCACGGAAGUGCCAUGGGCCAUCAAUGGGAGCAAGAGGCAUUCAACCGAUCGAGUUGACUUUCUUGUCGAGCAUAGGCGUCUUCUUCGCUCGCUCCAAGUGAUUUCUCCUUCCCUGCUGGUCGUGGCCUCUGUUCCAGUUGCUCUACCAUCCGGUUGGGAGGUCCUCGCCACCACUCUUCUGCAAAUGAACUUGUUGCUCAAGACGGUUAAGGGGAGAAGGUCCAAGAGACGGAGAUGCCCGGCGGCCAACCUCACCGAUGACCUUGUUGUUGACAUCCUCUCUCGCCUCCCUGCCAGAUCAGUCUGCCGCUUCAAGUGCGUGUCCACGACAUGGCGGGACCUCAUCUCGCACCCUGUCCACCGUUUGAAGCUUCCUCAAACCUUGGCUGGCUUCUUCACAAGGCAUGACAGUGAGACUGGGCUGUGGUUAGUUCCCCAUUUCACCAAUGUCUCUGGCAGAGGUCUUCCGUUGGUCUCCCCUUCGCUUGACUUCCUGCCAAUCCACAAACACAUUUAUCUCUUGGACAGCUGCAAUGGCCUUCUCCUCUGCAAAUGUUGGCCUACCACGGAAUUGGAUAUGCCAGAUUACCAUCAGUUUGUGUGUAAUCCUGCCACCAAGGAGUGGGUCGCAUUAUCGGAUUGUGCCGACGGAUGGCGGGGUUCACGUCUGGGUUUUAAUUCAACUGUGCCACCCCACUUCUACGUGUUUGAGUUCUUUAGAGACUAUGGGCACUUACCCCCCUUGUUCGCUGGAGUGGAGGUGUAUUCAUCUGAAACUGCAGGGCGGGUUCGUAUGGAAUAUGAACUGGAUAAUGAUUUUACUCUUUUUGAUUCUAGGUUGCCAACUGUCUUUUUUAAUGGCUGUCUGCAUUAUCUCACAAACAAGGCUUUUGUAGCCGUGGUGGACACCGAGGGGAAAGCUUGCUGAAACAUACCUGUCCCUGUCCCUGGUGAGCAGGAGUUUGGUUUCAUUCAGUUGUCCCAAGGACGUUUGCAUUAUGCCAAUUUUGAGGUAGACCAUGAAGAUGAGGUGGUUCGACUAGUAGUUUACGUUCUUGAGGACUAUGACAGGCAACAAUGGACAUUGAAGCAUACCGCUGAAGCCUCACAUGUAGUUGGAUCACAUGGUUUAUUUGAACCUGGAUGGAUAAGUUAUAUUAAUCUUGGAGAGAAGUUCGAGUGGGUUGCAGUUCAUCCAGACUGUAACAUGAUCUUCUACACUGUUGAGCCGGAUAAAACAUUGAUGUCCUACGAUAUGGAUCAUCGGCAAGUCCAAGAGAUCUGUACUCUUGGAGAGGACACUCGGGAGACAUAUCUUCCAUACGUGCCAUUGUUCUCAGAGUUACAAGCUUUGCACACAUGACACAUAGGUUAUUGGUGCCUUUAUACCAAGUGGAUCCUCAGUAGGAGUUGAUUCUUCUUGCCAUGUGGCAGUGGGCUUGGCAUGCCUACCUGCUUUUGUUUUUGGAGCAAUGUUGGUUCAUUCUAGAGCUAACUUGGCUAAUGCU